Olea europaea var. sylvestris is the source of this 1674-nucleotide messenger RNA. Its product is annotated as beta-1,4-mannosyl-glycoprotein 4-beta-N-acetylglucosaminyltransferase. NCBI's taxonomy places the organism in Eukaryota, Viridiplantae, Streptophyta, Magnoliopsida, Lamiales, Oleaceae. Gene Ontology annotation, molecular function: beta-1,4-mannosylglycoprotein 4-beta-N-acetylglucosaminyltransferase activity. The coding region runs from base 281 to 1399 and encodes 372 amino acids. Gene Ontology annotation, biological process: N-acetylglucosamine metabolic process; protein N-linked glycosylation. Gene Ontology annotation, cellular component: membrane. The record is from RefSeq and is a predicted model, not a curated record. The transcript is spliced from 2 exons.
UGCACGCACAUGGCCCGAACUCCAUGGUCUCGAGCACACUCAGUCAUAGUGUCCCAUCUCAAAACUCCGACCUUCUCUCCUGACCCUUCAGGCUUCUCUCUCUUUCUCUCUCUAUACAUAUAUAUGUAGCUAUAAAAAAUUUUAUAUGUGCUUGCAGAAGUAUGGGUUCUUAUAUUCAUAAUAAUGAAAUAAUGGUUCGGCCCGUGAACUUUGGUUUCUCAGUCUCGUUUAACUCUUAUGUGAGAUAAUGAUUGGUGGUGUGCCGAUUCUGCAUUAGCCAAUGAACCUGAAUAAUGCUUCUCGCAGUAUGGCCCCAAGAACUCUCCGCUUCAGCGCCAGACGCUCUCCUCAAAAGUUCAUUUUUAUUGUACUACUAAUACUUGUACCAAUUUGUGUUAUUGGAAUUUUUAUUCACAGUCAGAAGAUCUCCUAUUUCUUUCGUCCACUUUGGGACAAUCCUCCACUGCAAUUUGAGCAUUUGCCACAUUACUAUGCAGAGAAUGUUUCUAUGGAAAACCUUUGUCGCCUCCAUGGUUGGUCCUUGCGUUCAAAACCACGCCGUGUUUUUGAUGGAAUAAUAUUCAGCAAUGAAUUGGACUUGCUUGAGAUUAGGUGGCAGGAACUCCAUCCAUAUGUUACUAAAUUUGUAAUCUUGGAAGCGAACACUACCUUCACAGGCAUCCCAAAACCUCUCUAUUUUGCUACAAAUCGGAACCGAUUUGCUUUUGCUGAAGAAAAGAUUGUUCAUGGCACAUUUCCUGGACGCAUUGCAUCACAUGGGUCACACGACGACCCAUUUAAACUUGAAUCUGAGCAGCGUGUGGCUAUGAAUGGAUUGCUUCGUUGGGCAGGUAUAUCCAAUGGCGACUUACUCAUUAUGUCAGACACUGAUGAAAUCCCAAGUCCUCACACUGUGAAACUGUUGCAAUGGUGUGAUGAGGUUCCUCCCGUGCUGCAUCUUGAGUUGAGGGAUUAUAUGUAUUCCUUUGAAUUCCCUGUCGACUAUAGCAGCUGGCGUGCCACGAUCCAUAUUUACAGCCCGUGGACCCAAUAUCGACAUUCACGCCAAACGGAUGUUAUUCUUUCCGAUGCAGGUUGGCACUGUAGCUUUUGCUUCAGGUAUUUGAGAGAAUUUGUAUUCAAAAUGACUGCCUAUAGUCAUGCAGACCGGGUGAGGCAUAAAGAAUUUAUGAAAUAUUCUAGAAUUCAAAAACUUAUCUGUAGGGGAGAUGACCUUUUCGACAUGUUACCCGAAGAGUAUACUUUUAAGGAAUUGUUCAAAAAGAUGGGUUCAAUUACCCCGUCAGCUUCUGCUGUUCAUCUUCCAGCUUACUUGAUAGAGAAUGCAGAAAAGUUCAAGUUCCUUCUCCCAGGAGGUUGUUUACGCUCAACAGGAUGAACUUCUUACAGGUUCUGCCAUUUUUCCAGAUUAAAAUUUUAAAGUUGACAUAAGUUAGAGACAUCUCACUCAUCAAAUUGUCUUUCAUCUGUUAGAAAGGAACUUAUUUCUUUUCCUUUGCAUUAGUUACUAGCUUCCACGAGGUAGCGAAGAUUUUAGCAAUUACACUUGUACUAUUUUUCUUGUCCUUAGCACGAGAAGAGAAUCUAUCGAUAGAUAUGUUGUAGAACUUGGUUUAACUGUAGUUUCAGAAAUAAAUUGUGCACUUCAUACUU